GGAUGCACUACAUUGAAAUUUUUACAUGGAUGUGGUCAUGGUGCCAUUUCAUUGGAGAAGUAUGGCAAACAGAGUGCCCAAAGAAAAGAGAAAAAGAGAUGGAAAUUACAAGGAUCGGGGUCCAGAGGAGGCUAACCCAUGAGGAAGCAGCAAGGAAAGGAAAGAUUCAAGAACUUUGAGAAAACACAACAUGUGGGAAGACUGAUGAAUAUGUAUUUUUGUAAGGGCAGGGUGAAGUUCUUAGCAUUUCAGGCCAUUAUGAUUAACUGUACUGCUGAGGCAGAAAGAAAGCGAAAAAAAGUAGAAAUAGUUGUUGAUGCAAGGUGCAGGCGCUGUUGAAGAAGGCUUUCAGGCCCUCUUAGGGUUUAGACUGAGUAGACUAGUCAGAUGGGGAGAAACUUGCAACAGUCUGGAUACAAAACGCCUCUAAAAACCAAAGAAGAAGAGCAUGGUGCUCUUGCCCACAGCAUUUCUAAGCACUCUAUAUCAGAGUUUCUUUGUUAUUGCCUUUGGACUUUGGUGCAUGUCACUUCCGGCUUCGCAUGACAACCACCCCGCUUCGACGACCAGUCAUCUGAACGCUGUUGACUCUGUCCCUUUUGACAAACAGUCUGACGCGCUCACAGGCACGUCGACUUCCCCCCCAUUUUAGACAAGUUUGUUGACGCUGUGAUAUUUCUGCGAGAUGAUACCGAGGAAGCGGCACGUCUUAUUGCUAUGGAUGAUCAUCUGCUCCGGCAUGACGGAGGCUAUCGAGCCCAUCAGCACCAGUAUUGCAGUUGGUAUGGCUGCGGCUCUGACUGGGUUUUUAGCUAGCUACCAGAAUAUACUCUACUAUUUCCACGAGUGCUGCCGACCCGAGUGGAUAUCUUUCAACAGGACAGGUCUCGAGGCUGACCUGGAAAGCAAACUGUACGGACAGCACAUCGCCUCACGCAUCAUCCUGAAGGCUGUGAGCGGAUUCAUGAGCAACGACAACCCAAAGAAGCCCCUGGUGCUCUCUCUGCACGGAUGGACCGGCACGGGGAAGAACUUUGUCAGUCAGCUAAUUGCUGAAAACCUUUACAAAGAGGGAAUGGACAGCAGCUUUGUUCACAUUUUCACAUCUGAACUUCACUUCCCACAUUCGAGUCAGCUUGAUACCUACAAGUCUCAGUUACAGCAGUGGAUUAAAGGCAACGUCACCAACUGUGCACACUCCAUGUUCAUCUUUGAUGAGAUGGACAAGAUGCAUCCUGGCUUGAUUGACAGCAUAAAGCCGUACCUGGACUACUAUGACAAGCUGGAUGGAGUUUCUUAUCGGAAAGCCAUCUUCAUCUUCCUCAGCAACGCUGGAGCGGACAGCAUCAUACAGACCGCUUUAGAAUUCUGGAAAACAGGGCGAAAUCGAGAAGAGAUUGAACUCAGAGACCUGGAGACGGCGCUCUCUCUGUCAGUCUUCAACAACAAGAAAAGUGGCUUGUGGCAUACAAGCUUGAUUGACAAGAACCUGGUCGACUUCUUCGUCCCCUUUCUGCCUCUGGAGUACCAGCACGUCGUCCAGUGCGCCUUGGCCGAGAUGAAAGCCAGAGGACUUAAGCCGGACAAGAAAGUGGCCGACCAGGUGGCCAGAGAUUUGGUCUACUUCCCCAAAUCUGAGAGAGUGUUUGCUGUCAAAGGCUGCAAGACGAUAGAGAGCAAGUUAGACUACUACACAUAAUGUCAGUAUCUCAUAGACACUGUGUUUAAACACUAUGUGCACUUUUUUUGAAAGAAAGAAAAAAUGCUCAGCCAAGUGACUAAAGAGAGGAAGUGACCCUGACUGAGUGAAGUCUCUGCACAGGUUUCUCUGUCUUGACCUAACAUGGAGGAGUUCGGCAGGCCUUCUCCAGUGUUGCGUCUCGCUUAAACUGAACGAAGAGGGUGAUGAAAGAGCGAAGAACCUGUUGAAUGAAAAAAUAAUAAGACUUGAAAUGCUAUCCCGUGUAACAGAUAAAAGGGUUUGAUCUCUGCUUUUAUGUCACACCACAGCAACAGUCUGGGACUUGUUUCGAUGAAGGGUCUGAAUGACCAAGAGGUGUCCUGUUAGUGAAACUAUGGACUGUCAUAUGUUUGUAUUUGUAGAUAACAGGAAACACUGGCCUUAAUUCUUUUUAAUUUCUAUGCUAGUUUUUUUUCUUUUAAGAUAUACUGAGUUAUUUUACACGUGUCCACUGUAUAUAUGAGUUCAUUGACAGUCAGCGUUGGCCUUAAAGCAAAGUCUCACCAUACAAAGACACAAUGCAGAAAACGGUUUGGGUGCCAUACCAAAAUAAGAUGUGUUUUUAUACAGUGCAGCCACACACUUUUAAUAUCUUAUCUGGCUCUCAUGAAACAUCACAAAUAGAUUUUGUUAGAUAAUAUGUACUGUAAUUAAUGUGUCAGUAGUGAAAUAUUUCCAGAUGUAAUUUUGCCUUACAUUGAUGAUUUCUUGACUCUGUGAACUCAGGAUUCCCACAACACAAGAAUACUGUUUUUUUUCUUUUUUACCAACACUUAAAAGAAUUGCAGACUGUUCAGAAUACAACAUUUUAAUGAUAUUGUAAUGUAAUUGAUUAAUGAUAUCCAGUAAUUUAAAAACUACCUGAAAGUUUCCUUCAAAACAUUAUACUCUGUACUAUCAUUUGUCUUUAAAAAAGAAGCAAGUGUUAAGUCAUAUGUAUUUCUUCUCUAGCAUUGCUGUGGAAAGAAGUGCUCUGGUUCUCAAAAUCGGAUGGUUUUGAAACCAUUAAGAAAAUGUAAUGGAACAUUUUCUAUACGUUCGCUCACAGUUUGCAUGCGAAGCAGCUUUUGGUGAACUGUGAAAGAAUGUUGUUGGUGU
Molecule: messenger RNA, 2839 nt
Organism: Scatophagus argus
Lineage: Eukaryota; Metazoa; Chordata; Actinopteri; Scatophagidae
Gene: tor1
Product: torsin family 1
Exons: 5
Coding region: 686-1699 (337 amino acids)
Biological process (GO): protein localization to nucleus; nuclear membrane organization
Cellular component (GO): endoplasmic reticulum; endoplasmic reticulum lumen; nuclear envelope
Molecular function (GO): ATP hydrolysis activity; ATP binding; kinesin binding
Source: RefSeq, a predicted model, not a curated record